GCCGCGGCUCUCCUCGCCGCUUCGUCUCGGCGCGAAGGCCGCACCGGCCUCACCCCUCGCCGGGCGCGCCGUCUCUCCGACGAGCUCGCAUGGCGGGCCUCUCCGACGACUUCGCCGGAUCCUACUCCAGACGGGCCCAGAUGGCUCUGUCGUCAGCUGCAGACAGCGUCCGCAGGAUGUUCAGUGACCUCGGGAAAAGCAGGAGGGAGUAUGAAGAAUCACUGAAGAACAUGUCUGAGGAGGAGGUGAAGGAGGAAACGAGCAAGAGUUUGGAUGAGUACAGGUCUCUGUGUUUAGCUGGAGUCACCAGUAUGCUCUGGGAGGAUACAUACUCCCUGACCAAGAAGCUGCAUGGAGUUUACCCUGUAGUUGCUGCUAUGUCUUCCAUAUUCUUCCUCCUUGCUCUACUCUUCAUACUGCUUGGACUUGCCGCUUCAACAUUUUCAAGAUCAGCACCCAAUGCAAUGGCUCUUGCCGGAAAUGGUGGCCUUUGGUCAGUAUUGUUCAUCAUCGCUGCUGCUCACUUUGAGAUGAUGGACAUCCUGCCUAUGGUUCUCCUAUGUUUUUGUUGUGUGAUCUCCAUAUCAAUCUUCACUACAUACUGGUAUCUUUGUUCACGAGACCUGAAGAUUCUUCUGAUGAUUGCGAAGUGCCUAUUCAAUAUCCUCUAUACGGUAUGGUGGUGCUUCAAGGCCAUUUGCAGAUACGUUGGUGUGAAGGUUGUGAACUUCUUUCAUGGGAGAGCUUCAAGGCAGCAAAACCAUGCCGGAGAUAUUGAACUCUGCGAGAUGCGUCGUUCUGAAAAUGGCAAUGCAGAUGAGAUUGUGCGGCAGCAACACAAUAGGCAUUUUCUGUGACAUUGUCGGCACUUCACUGGAUGUACGAAAACAACGAGGAAACCCUUCGGCCAGAGAAGUAUGAAGCUGACAGCAGAGCUCAGAUGGUAGGAUGUGACGGUGACAGCCCAGCAAGUUGUAGGAAGCAGAGAUGUAGGGAUAGGUGCAAGUUCAGUUGAGUUUUGAUUCAUGUUUGCUGGUGACAUUUGCAAUGUGAUGAUCGUUUGAAGCUGGAACUGUAAGGCUUCGUGAUUAAAGGUGGUUUGCAGACAUUGCUCUUGUGUGGCUUGUGGAUGUUAGUUAAUUGUUGCACGAUGAUCUGACAUGCUCUAGUACCGAUAGUGAGGGCUCACUGGUGAAAUCAUUUCUUCGAAUUCA
Molecule: messenger RNA, 1214 nt
Organism: Panicum hallii
Lineage: Eukaryota; Viridiplantae; Streptophyta; Magnoliopsida; Poales; Poaceae
Exons: 7
Coding region: 90-857 (255 amino acids)
Source: RefSeq, a predicted model, not a curated record